GUAGUGGGGAUUCUGCAUUCAUGUCUAAUUACAACAUUCGGCAACAAUGCCUCCGUCUUGCUGGAACCUGCCAAGUAGGGCUGCUUCUGACCUGGGUGAGACCUGCAGGAAUCAGAGCGAGUACGGGGUCCUGUUGCUCUCUGAAGGCUUUGGCUGGCAAGGUCUUGUCCAGUAGAACUCGCCUCUUAUCACAGCCAUGCUAACGGCAGGAUGAAACUGGAGGCUGUCGUGGAACAGCUGCAGAAGCAGCAGCAGCAGCAGCAGCAUCAGGCCCCUCUGCAGAUGGAUUCCAGAGAGAGACAACAGAGGCAGGUCAGAGAAACCCAGCUGCAUUAUGCUCAGCAGCUGACGGUGCAGCAAGCUGCUCUUGCAGCCACAUGUGGCAAGGCUUCGGGGGGGCCGUUCCUGGGUCCUUCGGCCAGAGUCCCGCCUGUGCUUGGGGCCGCCCGAACAUUUGAUCAGAGCAGCAUGAACUCGGAGGAGGAGGAGGAAGAGGAAGAGGAAGAGGAAGAGGAAGGAGAAGAGGAUUUGGAAGAUGGUGAUCUUGAGGAUGAUGCUCCAAGGACUGGGAAGGACACGUGUUCCGCUUUGAAGUAUUUUCAGGCUUCCAAAGUCGCCCCGCACAACCAAAGAGUGGCUUCUUCCUCUAACCCCCUGCCGACUCUCGGGGUGCAGCAGGGACAACAGGGAAAGGACGAGCAGGGUAAAGAGCCUCUGAACCCUCCAUAUUCUGGCUCCGCAUCUCGGAGGCAGGCCUGGAGGUUGGAUGACCAGCUCAAGCAGAAUGGGAGCCUGAGCUGGAGUGAAGAAGCUGACGGCGGCAGAGGAAGAGAGGUGUCUCGAGACUUCGCCAAGUUGUAUGAACUGGAUAGUGACCCUGAACGGAAGAAAUUCCUGGAUGACCUUUUUGUCUUUAUGCAGAAGAGGGGAACGCCCAUCAACCGCAUCCCCAUCAUGGCGAAGCAGAUCCUCGACCUCUACAUGCUCUACAAGCUGGUGACAGAGAAAGGAGGGCUGGUGGAGAUCAUCAACAAGAAGAUCUGGCGGGAGAUCACCAAAGGCCUGAACCUGCCCACCUCCAUCACCAGCGCCGCGUUCACCCUCCGCACCCAGUAUAUGAAGUACCUCUAUGCCUACGAAUGUGAGAAGAAGUCCUUAAGUUCUCCCACGGAGCUGCAGGCCGCCAUUGAUGGCAACCGGCGGGAAGGCCGGCGGCCCAGUUACAGCUCCUCCUUGUUCAGCUACUCCCCGGCGGCCACGGGGGCCCCAUCGCUCCUGUGCCCUCCGAAGAUCCGCUUCCCCCUCGUCGGCCUCGCCCCCGGCAGCGGCACCAGCAGCUCCCCCCUGCCUCCAGCGGGCGCGCUCAGGAAAGGUGACGGCAUCCCCCUGACUGUGUCCACGCCAAAUCGUAUCGCCGUGCCUGUGGCCCUGGCAAGCCAGCAGGCCACCGUAGCCGCGGCCAGGACGGCCACGCUGGAGCAGCUGAGGGAGAGGCUGGAGUCCGCCGAGCCUGCCGAGAAGGUGGCACGGAUGACGGAGGAAGAGCAGCGAUUCGUCCAGCAGGCGUUUCAGCGGAACCUGCUCAGCAUGGCGCGGCAGCUGCCCAUGAAGAUCAAAAUCAACGGGCGAGAGGAUAAAUCCGACUCUGCAGCAAGUGCAGCGGCAGCAUUGAAUUGGGCCCCUUCUGGCUUUGGAAGCAUUAAUAUGUCCGUGGAGAUCAAUGGCACAAUCUAUGCAGGAGUCCUGUUUGCCCAGAAGCCGGUGGUCCACCUCAUCGCCGGGUCCAGCGCCCAGAGCAGCGGCGGGGGCAGCAGCGGCGGGGGCGGGGGCGGCUCCUCCUCCUCGCACUGCUCACCCAGCCCCACCUCCUCCAGGGGCACCCCCAGCGCCGAGCCCUCCACCAGCUGGUCUCUCUGAGGAGAAGGAGGAGGAGGAAGCCGGUGGGCCAGCCGGGCAGGCGUGUGUGCAGGCGUCCUCCCCUCUGGCCUCCACCGGCUCCUCAAGGCGCGACUGGAGUCCCGCUGGCCACCUCGCCUUGAGGGACCUGCUCCGCGACUGGCCUGUGGUGGAGGAGGACCGGAGAGUCCAUGCCGGCCACAUGGCUCACUGCCCGUGUAGCCUUUCUUCAGGUCUUGCUGUGUCCUCUAGGGAAAGAGGGUGGGGGCGGACACAGGGCGUGUUUCAAUCAGGGACUCUCUGGACGGGCCCCCGUGCAUUUCUGUAGAUGACUGAGCGUCGCCACCGUAAGCAAAAGGCCGAGGCAAGGAACCCAGUUUUCAAGCCAGGACCCCCAAGAAUUCCUCUCCCCCCUCCCCCCCCCCACCCUGGCAACAUGAUUGCAGUGUAUUGACAAUCCGACCCACAGAGGCCAGAGGGUGGGGAGGGGGUGGGAACGUGACUCUUUUCUCUCCCCUCCCACAGCCACGCCCUUAGAAUCUGCCUUUGCAGCGCGCUCUCAAACGCCGCCUUGACCCUGCUGUGCUUCGUUGGCGGGCGAUCCUAAGCGUAUCCCUCUUCCUGGGCGUUCUUCCAUCUUGCCUGCUGGCUGCCUUGGGCUGGAAGGGCCGGGGCAUUCCUUGCCCCUUCCCUGUCCUCCUUGGGCUUUGGUCUGCCACCUUCCUCCGGGGGAUGGUGAGACCUCCGCAUCUGCAGCGUGGAGCAGCACGAUUGGGGCGGGGGGGGGGGGUGGGCGGCCUUUCGCAGCCAGACUGCAAGCGGAGCCGUAGGGCGGCAGGCGGGCUCUUCUCCGCAGCUUUACCCGGCCUUUGCUGCCAUGGGGCGUGCCGGUCCCCGGAGGCUGUUCAACAGCCUCACUCUUUCGGGCGCCUUCCUUCAUGCUUUGAUCUGUGACGUUUCUUGGCUCUGUUCUUUCCAUCCCGGGGAUGAAUGGAGAUGUGGGUCUUUUUUAAAAAAAAUAAUCAGUUCUUGCCAGCCAAAAUUCUAAUGAGAUCCCCCCCCCCCGAGAGGCGCUUCUGUUUCCCCCUCCCUCCCUCUCUCGGCCUCUUUAUCUCCCAGAAAUAGAGUGGGGACUUGGAGGACCCGGAUGCUGGAAGUGGCCGGUUUGCCCCGCAGCACCGCCCAUGUUCACUCGCCUGCUGAACCCUGUGGCAAGGACCCCUGUGGCCCUUUGCGUGCCUGCGUAGCCCAUGCAGUGGGGAGCUGGCUGCUCCCUGAGCGUUUGUGGGGCAUCCCAGGGGGCUGCAUCGGAGCCCUGCAGCCAGAGGCGUCCUGAUGCCUCCCCGUGGUUUCCCUUUCCAGGUCCUCUGGCUGAUAUCUUGGCUGCCACAUCUCUCCCCCUGUCCCCUCGUCCCCCACAAAUGGAUUCCUCUGCUUUUUUGUUUGUUUGUUUUCCCCUAUGCCUGCCUUCCCCAACGGGGCAUCCUCAAGCUGGCUGGGGAUGAUGGGAGUUGUGGUCCAACCCAUCAGAAGGUUCCCCACUUGGGGAAGGCUGCCCCUCUGCGCACCCGCCCUCCUGUGCCUCCCUGGAACACCCCCCCGUGUCUUUCCGCUCUGCCCUUACAGCUGACUGCCCCGCCCCCCCCCCCCCGCCUGUCCAUCCGUCUAUUGGAUGGACAAGCCCCGUCUCCUUGCCAACAGGGAUCAGGCCCCCCCUCCACCUCUUACCCUGGCAAAUCUCGGUCAUCCUACAGGUCUGCACCGGCUUUUCCAGAGCAGACGAAAUACCUCAGAAAUAUGUACUUAUUGCUGUGUUUGUUGGUUUUAUUAUUUUUUUCUGCUCUUCUGGAAGGAUUUGCAUAUGUUAAAGCUUCUUUUUAUAUGUCUUGUUGACUGCUUUUUAUUUUUAAUUUUAUAUAUUGUAGCACCAAAGACACACCCAAAAAGAAAAAGAAAAAGGCAACCGCCUGGGUGAAGGAUCAGAAAGCUUUGCUGUAUUCAGCGUAGCAUGGAGGCACUUGGGGCACUUGGUGUCUCAGGCGCGGGGUGCUAGGAGGUGAUGGCGGCGGCGGCAGGCUAGUUCUUCCUCAACGGGAUCGUCUCUCGCUUGUUUGUGGCAGGGGCAAGUUCUCCUAGAGGGGUUUGUGGCCUGGGCCUAGAACCUCCAGCAGGCCAUGCUACUUUCCUCCGGCUCUUGUGCCAUUUCAGCCUUGCCCAACCCUAGAAUGCCCCCCACCCCGACUGUUUUUCCAAAGCGGAAUUUGGCCCCCAGGCUGAAAGAGGUUCAACACCCCACCCCACCCGAUUUACGAGUUCAGGAUUUUGCAAAGUGAUUCCACGUUAGGUACAUCCUGAUGACUCCAGCUUUGGUCACGUUCUUGUUUACUUGUUGUGACUCUUGAGGUAAAAAUCCGGCCACACGUAGGAUUAAUUCUCAGCUUGUUGAGACUACUCUGGUUCUUGUAGGAUCCAAACCCAUGUGUGCACAGUAGAUUUUAACUCCAGCACCAAACCGUUUCGGCAAACAACUGAAAGGCAGUGGAGGCCUGUCUAACAAGAGAGUUGCUCCCGCUUUAUUGGCUACUUCAUAGCAACGGUGGUUUCCCAGGGGAGGCCAGGCCUCCAGUGUAGGACGGCAGCAUUCCAGGCACUUUGGUCCCUGGGAAGCUGCGGAAUUGUGUGGCACUACUUGCUGUCGGCCCGGAUUCUUCCCUUGGCAUCAGCCGUGCCUCCGGACAAAUGCCUGCAGAGGAAAGCGCUCCUGGGGAGUUGCAUAUGAACAUAUUGAUAAUGAAUGAAUCAAGCAAAAUAAAAAAACUUCCUCUCUGGACAGAUCUUUGUGCACAGAACGCUGGUGCUGCUCACAUUGGUUCCUCCAGAAAGAAACAUCAUUCUGUGUUCAAUUUUGGUACAGCGUUUUUCAGGUAUGUUCCUCUGCAGUAACACGUCCAAAGGCCCUGCUCCCACAGAGGAACGGGUUGUUUGAAACACACACACACACACACCACGGAACAGGCUGGGUGGCGAACAGCCUCCCCAGAUGUGUUUCUUGUCUCCUCCGUCCUUGAGAGCGUCUGGUGGACGGAUGCUGACGGCUCCUUCCCAAAGGUAGCCUUGUCAGCAGUUUCCGCUGGCCUUCCACAAAGCCAAUUUCAGCCUUGACUCUGCCCAACCUUCCUUUUCAACUAAUUUGGCCGUUUUCCAGCAGAAGCCAUAUUGAGCAAAGCAACAGCACGUUUGUCCGUCCACAAAUCAGAUUUGCCAGAAUGACAAAGCCUACAAUUCCCGUGGAAAGUCCUGGGUCUGAUUGUAAAUGUUAGUCCUGGACCAGGGGUAGCACCGGAUGGGUCACAUCUUAGCUGCUCUUCAGCCAAAUUUUAAUCAAGGUGUGGUCAAUAGCCUGUCCAGUGUAUGUGUGUUUGUGCGUAUAAGAGAGAGAUUCCGCACUCCAGUGUUAUCUCUCUUCAUCCAACAGCUACUUCAAAAAGCAAUGAGACUUUGGAUAUUUCCCAGCAGGCUAAAACUGUCCAUUAGAAUUUAAGAGGAGGAGGAAAAGGAAGAGGAGGAAAUGAAAGUAGCCUAAUGCUUCAAUUCGGACCAACUCAGCAAGCUUUGGAGCUCUCCAGAGCUCUUCUGCAUCCCAUCUGAAGAAAAGUUUUGGCAAACUUGUGAGCUUGCGCAUUUUUGUGAUGUUUCCGUUGGCCUGAUGAAGGCAUCACGCUACUUUUGGCUAUUUCCUGCACAUGGCAUCGUGCCAUCCUGUCAAGGACAUUCCAGAAAGACGGAAGGAUCGCUUGCCAGGCUACCUCUCGAGCACAUCUUUUGAGAAGAAAUUCUGCCCCCGUCUCCGGUUGAUAACCUCAUUCUCCGCCCCCUGCCCCCCACCCCACCCCACUGCAUGCGUGCCGUGACCAGGAAGCUCCUUCACGCGAGGUGCUGCAGAGCUUUUGGUCUGUCAGAAGACCCUUCCGGCCCCUGCCCCCGCCCCUACUUGGCUUCCCUUAGCCUCCCACUGCUCCAGUGCCUGGCUGUCCCUCCCUUCGAAGAGGGUGACGAGAGGCCAGCUGGAGGCUGGGCCCAUCCACAUCCAGGACUUGCCUUCCGUUCACACGGGGCACUUUUUAAAGACCCCCGCUGCUCCCAUUUGGCCUGAAAGCCCCCCAGCUCCAGGGGCAGGAGCCUGUGGUGAAAUAACGUCUCGAUAAUAGUAACGCCACACCGCAGGCACAGCUGACCUGAUGAAUUCCACCAGCUGAUGUCUUGUAGAGGACGAUGAGAUUGCGAAAGGUGCUUCUGGCUUGAGCUUUGUCCACCUGGCUUCACCAUCUGCUGUUUUUGGCCCGUUGCUUUUCACUUCGAACUGUGCAGGAGGAGUUCUUCUGUGAAUCUUCCGAAGCGUUUGGGUGCCUGAAGUUAUUUAAUUGUGUGUAAUUUUUCUCCAGUGGCAUUUAGCAGAGCAGUGGCAGUGGUUGUGUUCCAGCUUGUGAAGUGGCGCUCCCAGCAGUACUUCUGUGAAAUCGGGAUCGCCUCUGCAUUUAUUUGUUUUUUAAGAGUAGGUUUCUAGCCCUCAUGUUUUGGAGGCUGGGGAAAACCUAAAGAUGUGCCGUGUGGCUGAGCUUUCCUACAGGUCCUUCCUGCAGUAUUCAUUGAAUCCCAGCUUUCCCUCUUUAGUCCUUUCCCAAGUGGAGCACAAAAAGCAAAACCCUGCCAUCGUCUAAAUGAAGUGACUGGUUUGCACACUUAGGUGGGUUUCCUCAUUUCCAGAUGGCGGGGUUGGGGAGGUGGGAGCAGGGAUUUGCUUUUCCUGAACACUUUCUUUCUCAUAAGCUUCUGAGAACAGUGAACUCUUGGGUUUCUUGCUUACUGUGGGUCAAAGUAGAUGUAAAAGGAGCAGGGGCUGUUUCUUUUUUAAUCUGGGCCUGCUCUGAUCAUGUAUAAAGCAAGGGUGGGCAAUUGGUUGUGUGUGUGUUUAACAAAAGGUGGGUGCCUGGUGAAGUAGAGCCGAACGCACACACGCACUGAACUCUUUCCUGAAGACAAAACCAAAACGGCUCAGCCCACUCUCCGUUUUAUUCGCGAUUUUGAGCAGACCUGGGUUUCAAAGAAACAUGCCUCCAGCCGCCACGCCUGAUCUGGUCCCGUUGCGCUUGCGAACGUUUGCAUUCCUUGCACAGAAAAUGGCUUGGAUCCCGGACGUGGCCUCCGCACCACAAGAGUAUUCGUGCCUGUAAGCUUCUUACGCUGCGAAACUGGAACUAGGCAGGGAACGAAAGGGUUGUUCUUACCCAGUUCAGGGAAAAGGGUAGAUUUGUGGAUUUGUAACAAUAUAUAUAAAUAAAUAUAUAUAUAUAAAUAUAUAUACCUCAUUAAAACAAGCUGCAGCAUCCAACCUGGACCCGAGAUUGUUUUCUGGGUCAGCCGUUUUGGACUGUGAACAUCCACCCGCCUCCGUCUCCACCCUGUUUCUGAUGCUGAUUCGCUUGACUGGAGUUGUGUAGCUGUUCCUGCUGUGCUGCGGGGCUUGGGGCGGACGGGUCAAGAAACCAGCAGCGGGUUUUGACGUGGGGCUUCACCCUGUCGUACCUGACUCUGGACGUUAAAAAGAUUGUAUGGCACUCAGGGCUUUUGAUAUGAUGGGGAGGGCUGUCUUCCCAGCAAUGGUUUUCGUUGUGCAGGGCCGCUUCCCUUUUCCCUCCUCCCAAGUGUUCUGCCAGGGAGCUUUGUGGCGAGAGGCCAUGCCGGAAUCGAGUCCCUGUGCUUUUGGCCUCAGGCAGGUUUGGCUGCCUGGCUGAACCGUGCCAGAGCUCCCGAAGGCGUGCGAAGCUGCCUCCUGCCGAGUCGGAAGCCCAGGCCCAGGCUCAGCGCCCGCAUUGUCCCACAACUGGCAGGGGCCCUUCCUGGUGGUCUGCCCCAGGUCCUUUUCUGCCGUCCGUCUGGGGGUUGAGCGUUGGGCUUCUGCACACGCAGCUGCUCAGCUGCUGCUCCUCCGCUGUGCUACGGCCCCCCUCUCCAACUGCCGUGGGCCUGUCGGGCCCCAGGGCCUUUGGGGAGCACCAGGAGACGGAAGGGCCGGGACUCCUUCAGCCGUCACAGGGGCAAGCAGGAGCUCUUCUCCCGACACAGACGCUCAGGGUCCUCCCAAGCGAAUGGGAUCGGUCUGCGUAGCUACAGCCCUUUCUGGCGGCUGCUGCCGUGGCCUUGCAGAGCGAUCCGAAGGAGGAGAGGAGGACGGCGCUGCUCCCAAACCGCCCCGCAGCAGCAGCCCUGCAACUAGUUCUUUUUUUCUUAACUAUUUAAAGGAAGAAAUAAAAUGUGAUAGCCUAGAUGGUGAAUAAAUAAAUACCUCAGACGUCUCCUUCCAGCAAGUGUCUGUAUAUGUUGUUGGUGGAUUUUUUUUCUAUCUUACAUGUUAUCUGAAUGUUUAUAUUCCAAUAAACUUCUACCUCUUCAUACGA
Elgaria multicarinata webbii is the source of this 8351-nucleotide messenger RNA. It is a transcript of the gene ARID3B, whose product is annotated as AT-rich interaction domain 3B. Gene Ontology annotation, cellular component: nucleus. Gene Ontology annotation, molecular function: DNA binding. Gene Ontology annotation, biological process: regulation of transcription by RNA polymerase II. The record is from RefSeq and is a predicted model, not a curated record. NCBI's taxonomy places the organism in Eukaryota, Metazoa, Chordata, Lepidosauria, Squamata, Anguidae. The transcript has 9 exons. Bases 211 to 1917 code for a protein of 568 amino acids.